UAUCGAAUGCAGUCUAUAAUAAAAGCAAGUUGCGUCAAACGUAACGGUUAACGGUUUCAAUAGCGUGAAAGGUCGCACAUUUGUACAUGUACGUAUUGCAGACCUAAAUUUUCUGUGUCACUCUGGUUCAGAGAUGAAAUCUUAUACAAAUAAUAUUAUGUUCAUCUGCUUUUCCACGAAAGCAGUCAAGACAUAAGUAGCUGCACCUACCCUUUAGGACUGACAGUCUCUGCUAUCAGCGCGAGGGAAAAGAGCGGUACUGAGAGGGAAAAUUCUUGAAUCGUACAAUUUAUAUCCUCAAGAAAGAAAAGUAUACGUUCCCCUUACUUCUAUAGAGGUCUAGACACGUAGACGAUCUCCGUGCACUCAAAGAGAAACGAGAACUCUUGGAAAAAUGAACCAAACUUCUGGGACCCAGGCUUUCCCUUAUCAGCAACCUGUUGGCCAGGUCCCUCCAGGUCAAUUCCAGCCCUUGUUUGUCCAGGCCCAGGCCUCUCCUGGACAGUAUGUUCAACAACCGGUUGGACAGGUUGGACAACCUCAGGUACAACCGGUUCAGCCAGCAGCAGCGCCAGCCGUGCCAAAGACUACUGCUUACUGGCAAAGUGCCUUGAUUGCAGAGAGAGUGGUUGAGUUUCUUUUUCUGUCAGCUGCCUGGAUAUCGAUUGUUAGAUAUACCAAUGGAAGUGGAAUUACUAAUGGAAGAGUGAAUUUUUUUAAGGGAAUCACAGUGUUCUGCUGGAUCGUGUCCAUUGUGUUUCAAAUUGGGUUUGUUUUUGGCUUCAACCACAUCAAGCGCCUCUUUUCGCAACCAUCACUCUUGACAACUAUCGUAAGUUUUGAAUCUGACAGCGAUCUUCGCAGUAGUGCGCACAGUUAUCGUAAGUUUAUCGUUGGUGAAAAUAAAUUUAACAUUUGAGACCAUUUAACAGACUCGCAUGGCUGAGGAAGAGAGUCGCAAGAAUCAGCAGGGAGCAUUGAUACUCCUCUAAAAUAAAAUGACACCCUCCUUGUAUUUCAUCAGACUUUCCUCAAGAGUUUGUAUGCAAGACCAUGAAUAGGAAUGGAGGGUGAAGUAGAAAUCUCAUUUUUCAGCCUUGGUUUUGCCAAAAUCUAAUUUCGCAGCCAAUUUUUGGUCCAAAUCUUGCUCCAACUGCAUUUUUUGUACAUCCUUCACCUGGAACUCAGAUGAAAUUUAUAUUUUCAUUAAAAAACAAAUCAAAUGGCCGUUCGUCGUGUAACCACUACAGACCCAGCUCUGUACAUGCGCAUGAACUAGAGAUGAUUCAAAAUGGCCGAUUGCUAUGAGAGGGUAGAGAAAUUUGACAGAAUUACUGACAGGAGCCACAUCACACUUUGUGUGCGUCUUGAAAAUUUAUCAUAAAUGUUUUUGUGUUCAUCAUUCGCAAUUCAUUUUGGUGUUCUCCAACUUUGAUAAAUCUUGUUCCUUACUCGUUUAUCGUCGGGACUUGCCUACCCCUGACAAGGGAUUAUUCAACAGUUUGAACCAAACUGCCCCAACGAACCUCCUCUCCCUUCCCCCAAAAAUACUUAUAGGAUUACAAUUAUAAUGACAUUGAAAAUGAUGACAAUGACUGUGACUAUGAUUAUGACGAUGACAAUGAUGA
Stylophora pistillata is the source of this 1628-nucleotide messenger RNA. RefSeq lists its product as uncharacterized. NCBI's taxonomy places the organism in Eukaryota, Metazoa, Cnidaria, Anthozoa, Scleractinia, Pocilloporidae. The record is from RefSeq and is a predicted model, not a curated record. Gene Ontology annotation, cellular component: membrane.